AUGGCAGCAGGCAAAGGACACUUCUCAACGGGCAUCCUUCUGAAAGACUACAAGCGGAUCCAAGAAAGUCCCAACGAGUACUACAGCGUGGGGCUUGUAGACGAAAACAUAUACACAUGGGAGGUGCUAAUUUUUGGGCCAAGAAAGACACCAUAUGAAAAUGGGAUAUUCAAGGCGGUGAUGCUCUUUCCUGCAAACUAUCCAGACUCACCACCCACGUUUCGCUUCUGUUCAAGAAUGUGGCAUCCAAAUAUAGAUGAAAAUGGGAAUGUUUGCAUAUCGAUUCUCCACGAUGCAGGAGAGGACAAAUAUGGCUAUGAAUCUCUUGGCGACAGAUGGCUUCCAGUGAGGACACCAGAGAGCAUUAUAAUCAGUAUCAUAACGCUCCUAACGUCUCCAAACUGUGAAAGUCCAGCAAACGUAGAUGCAGCAAGGCAAUUUAGAGAAAAUGAGAAAGAGUACAAAAGAGAAGUCAUAAAGCUUACAGCAAUGACACUGGAAAUGAAUGAUGACUAG
Messenger RNA from Ordospora colligata OC4, 516 nucleotides. Its product is annotated as ubiquitin-conjugating enzyme E2. Bases 1 to 516 code for a protein of 171 amino acids. Gene Ontology annotation, molecular function: ubiquitin conjugating enzyme activity. Gene Ontology annotation, biological process: protein polyubiquitination; ubiquitin-dependent protein catabolic process. NCBI's taxonomy places the organism in Eukaryota, Fungi, Microsporidia, Ordosporidae. The transcript has a single exon. The record is from RefSeq and is a predicted model, not a curated record.